GUUGUAUUGUCAAUGACGUUGCUUGGAAACGUGGUGGCGCCAUUUUAUGUUUGAAACGUUCGUGAUUAAGUUGCGGCAUUUUAUAAACGAUCAGACUGUAUAUCUAUUAUUAGCAGUCAUGAAUGUUGAUAUUCAAUGUCGUUAAAGGAUAAAAAGUCACUGUUGGCGGUGUUUGACGGUUUCCGGUCACCUUUCGGCUGCGGCGGUCAUAGAUAUUAUGACAAACUUCUGAACAAAUUGCAUAUUAACGAAUUUCCCGACAAGCCGAGUACACCGGAAAUUAAUCUGAUCAAGACAUGGGAUGUUUUCCGGCAAACGUUUAUCGACGAAUGUUUUAACAAGGGUAGCAGUAAGAAAUGGACGGCCGUACCGUUCCUGGACAUAGUGGACAGUCCAUGUGCCGCCGGCUCGGUGAUCUUGUGCACAAACCGUGAUUUUAAACAAAGAAUACUCAUGCAGCCCAAACCAGCUUUCUUUGCCGGAGUUGCCAGUGACUUCUAUCCUGAAGGGAGGACAUACAUGAUGAUGCCAAUGAUACCGAAAACGAACACUCUACACUGGCGGAACUUCUUUCGAGUGUAUCAGUCGAGGCACUCCGAGAAAGCGGUUAUGAUCUCACUGACAGUCGAGGACAAGCGUGAAAUAAAUGACCAGCUCAGGCCCACCAAUGUGCUGUUAGACUUGGACAACUUCGAGGAUACCGGCUUUCAGCACAAGUACUGUUAUGUCGUCACCAACGUUAUUACGGCUAGAAGUCUAAAAAUAGAAGUGACAGAAGAUGGGGAGGUUUUCCACGAGGCGGAGUACACCGCCGCCGUGCCGAUUUGCUUCCAGGCCGCAAAAGUGCAGCUGUACAAAGAAUCAUGCGGGCUUCUUAAGAAGAUCGAACCAAUCACCAAGGUCCUGGAUUUAAACUACAGGCGACGUCGCAACUGGCAGAACUUCCUGAAUGCUUUCAUUCCAAACCAAAAUAGAUUAGGACAUUCCUCAGGUGACUUCCCAAAUUCGGUGCCUUCUCGAAGGUUUACGGUGUUAAAAUCCUACCGUCCACAAAUACUUCCGCGGAAAGAUCGACGCAAAAACAACUGUGUGUGGUACUUUGACACUGAAUGCGAACUAAAUUCACUCCGAUACAAUUUCCGUCGGGACAGGCAAUUGAAUCGAAACUUGCUUUUAGCAAAAUAUUUCAUUAAGCCGAAUGAAGAAGAAAAAGACGGCGAGGAUGGCACUGAUGAAAAAAAUGACACCAAUGGUGAGGAUGGCGUUGCUGACGACGACGACGACGACGAAGACGACGACGACGACGAUGACGAUGAUGAUGAUGAUGAGGAAGCGGAGGAGGAAGAAGAAGAUGAUGAUGACGACGACGUUGUGAUAAAAGAUCCGUACGCAUAUUACCCGACACCUAACCGCAAGUCAGUAGAGUAUGAAGAUUUCGAAUGGUAAAAGACUUCUUGCUUUUUUUUGAGUGUUUGUUUUCUUGAAAAAUAAAGAUAAUCUAGA
Messenger RNA from Ruditapes philippinarum (Manila clam), 1503 nucleotides. RefSeq lists its product as uncharacterized. The transcript is spliced from 5 exons. The record is from RefSeq and is a predicted model, not a curated record. The coding region runs from base 136 to 1446 and encodes 436 amino acids. NCBI's taxonomy places the organism in Eukaryota, Metazoa, Mollusca, Bivalvia, Venerida, Veneridae.